Messenger RNA from Chondrus crispus (carragheen), 360 nucleotides. RefSeq lists its product as hypothetical. The coding region runs from base 1 to 360 and encodes 119 amino acids. The transcript has a single exon. The record is from RefSeq and is a predicted model, not a curated record. NCBI's taxonomy places the organism in Eukaryota, Rhodophyta, Florideophyceae, Gigartinales, Gigartinaceae.
AUGCGACCGGCGGUAACUCUUUCCUCUACCCGUGGGAACGGUGAUCACCGGGUGAGUCUUGAUCCAUCUUCUUGCCCCUUUUUGGGCGGUUUGCCGACGUCCCCUAGUACGGUUUCGCCAUUUUUAUCAAUAACAAACAUAAAAAAGGGUGACAAGGAGGGGACGGUGGUUGUGUCAAUAGCGGGGGCCCGCACUUACCGGUUAGCCGGUUUGUUUUCGCGAAGCAGGGUGGACCUCAAAAAGAGACUCGCCUUGCCCUCUUUCUUUCCUGGCGGUCUUUCUCCUUGUGGUGGUUCGACGGUCGCGCGGGCGAUGGCGUCGCCGUGCGAGAGAGUCAGUGUGUUUUUUUCUAUUAGGUGA